CUUGGAGAGUUCUGAGGCGCCGCUACAGCGGCUCGGUCCGGGUCCUGAGAGUGCGGUUACCCCAGCGGGUCCCUGGGCCAGGCCCUGCAAGGCCUCAGGAGCUGCAGCCUGGGCUGGAGUCGGGGCGGGCUACCGCACAGCGGGAGAAAGGCCUCUUGUAGACCUCCUGGAACGCCGAGGGUGGAGUGGCCUAGAGUGGCUUUGCCGAGGACCAGGACCUUGGGAGAAUCACGGUUGCCAUUGACUACCCGCCAAAGCUGAGUUCUCAUAGGGUUAGUUUCAAGAUGGACUCAACUCUAACAGCAAGUGAAAUACGGCAGCGAUUUAUAGAUUUCUUCAAGAGACAUGAGCACACCUACGUUCACUCAUCUGCCACCAUCCCAUUGGAUGAUCCCACUUUGCUCUUUGCCAAUGCAGGCAUGAAUCAGUUCAAACCCAUCUUUCUGAACACUAUUGACCCAUCUCACCCUAUGGCAAAGCUGAGCAGAGCUGCCAAUACCCAGAAAUGCAUCCGGGCUGGGGGCAAACACAAUGAUCUGGACGAUGUGGGCAAAGAUGUCUAUCAUCACACCUUCUUUGAGAUGUUGGGCUCCUGGUCUUUUGGAGAUUAUUUUAAGGAAUUGGCAUGUAAGAUGGCUCUGGAGCUUCUUACCCAAGAGUUUGGCAUUCCAGUUGAAAGACUUUACGUUACUUACUUCGGUGGGGAUGAAGCUGCCGGUUUAGAACCAGACCUGGAGUGCAAACAGAUCUGGCAAAACUUAGGUCUGGAUGAUUCCAAAAUCCUGCCCGGCAACAUGAAAGAUAACUUCUGGGAGAUGGGUGACACAGGCCCCUGUGGUCCCUGCAGUGAGAUCCACUAUGACCGGAUUGGUGGUCGGGAUGCUGCACACCUCGUCAACCAGGAUGACCCCAAUGUGCUGGAGAUUUGGAACCUAGUGUUCAUCCAGUAUAACAGGGAAACCGAUGGCAUUUUGAAACCUCUUCCCAAGAAAAGCAUUGACACAGGAAUGGGCCUGGAGCGACUGGUGUCUGUGCUGCAAAAUAAGAUGUCCAACUAUGAUACUGAUCUUUUUGUUCCUUACUUUGAGGCCAUUCAGAAGGGCACAGGUGCCCGGCCAUACACUGGGAAGGUUGGUGCUGAUGAUGCCGAUGGGAUUGAUAUGGCCUAUCGGGUGCUGGCUGACCAUGCCCGGACCAUCACCGUGGCACUGGCUGAUGGUGGCCGACCUGACAACACAGGGCGAGGGUAUGUGUUGAGACGGAUUCUCCGCCGGGCUGUUCGAUAUUCCCACGAGAAACUCAACGCCAGCAGGGGUUUCUUUGCCACAUUAGUAGAUGUUGUUGUCCAGUCAUUGGGAGAUGCAUUUCCUGAGCUAAAGAAGGACCCAGAUAUGGUGAAGGACAUCAUUAAUGAAGAGGAAGUGCAAUUUCUCAAGACUCUUAGCAGAGGGCGUCGUAUCUUGGACAGGAAAAUUCAGAGCCUGGGAGACUGUAAAACCAUUCCUGGGGAUACUGCUUGGCUCCUCUAUGACACGUAUGGCUUUCCAGUGGAUCUCACUGGACUGAUUGCUGAAGAGAAGGGCCUGGUGGUAGAUAUGGAUGGAUUUGAAGAGGAGAGGAAACUGGCCCAGCUAAAAUCACAGGGCAAGGGAGCUGGUGGGGAAGACCUCAUUAUGCUGGACAUUUAUGCUAUUGAAGAGCUCAGGGAGAAGGGUCUGGAAGCAACAGACGAUUCCCCGAAGUAUAAUUACCAUUCGGAUUCCAGUGGGAGCUAUGCAUUUGAGAGCGCAGUGGCUACAGUGAUGGCUCUGCGCAGGGACAAGAUGUUCGUGGAAGAAGUGUCCACAGGCCAGGAGUGUGGAGUGGUGCUGGACAAGACCUGUUUCUAUGCUGAGCAAGGAGGGCAGAUCUAUGACGAAGGCUACCUGGUGAAGGUUGAAGACAGCAGCGAAGACAAAACGGAGUUUACAGUGAAAAAUACUCAGGUGCGAGGAGGGUAUGUGCUGCACAUAGGGACCAUCUACGGCAGCCUGAGAGUAGGGGACCAGGUCUGGCUAUUUAUUGACGAGCCCCGACGGAGGCCCAUCAUGAGCAACCACACAGCUACUCACAUCCUGAACUUCGCCCUGCGCUCUGUGCUCGGGGAAGCUGACCAGAGAGGCUCCCUUGUUGCUCCUGACCGCCUUCGGUUUGACUUCACUGCCAAAGGAGCCAUGUCCACCCAGCAGAUCAAGAAGGCUGAAGAGAUUGCUAAUGGGAUGAUUGAGGCAGCCAAGCCCGUCUACACCCAAGAUUGUCCCCUGGCAGCAGCUAAAGCCAUCCAGGGCCUGCGGGCUGUGUUUGAUGAAACCUAUCCUGACCCUGUGCGAGUCGUCUCCAUUGGGGUCCCAGUGUCCGAGCUGUUGGAUGACCCCUCUGGUCCUGCUGGCUCACUCACUUCUGUUGAGUUCUGUGGGGGAACGCACCUGCAGAAUUCAGGUCACGCGGGAGCUUUUGUGAUUGUGAGUGAAGAAGCUAUUGCCAAGGGCAUCCGGAGGAUUGUUGCCGUCACAGGUGCUGAAGCCCAGAAGGCCCUCAGGAAAGCAGAAAGCUUGAAGAAAUCUCUCUCUGUUAUGGAGGCCAAAGUGAAGGCCCAGACUGCGCCAAAUAAGGAUGUGCAGAGGGAGAUCGCUGACCUUGGUGAGGCCCUGGCCACUGCAGUCAUCCCCCAGUGGCAGAAGGACGAAUUCCGGGAGAGCCUCAAAUCCCUGAAGAAGAUCAUGGAUGACCUGGACCGGGCUAGCAAAGCCGAUGUCCAGAAGCGAGUGUUGGAGAAGACAAAGCAGCUCAUUGACAGCAACCCCAACCAACCCCUCGUCAUCCUGGAGAUGGAGAGCGGCGCCUCGGCCAAGGCCCUGAAUGAAGCCUUGAAGCUCUUCAAGACGCAUUCCCCUCAGACAUCUGCCAUGCUCUUCACGGUGGAUAAUGAAGCCGGCAAGAUCACGUGCUUGUGUCAAGUCCCCCAGAAUGCAGCCAACCGGGGCCUGAAAGCCAGCGAGUGGGUGCAGCAGGUGUCAGGCCUGAUGGAUGGCAAGGGUGGUGGCAAAGAUGUGUCUGCUCAGGCCACAGGCAAGAAUGUGGGCUGCCUGCAGGAGGCACUGCAACUGGCCACUUCCUUUGCCCAGCUCCGCCUGGGAGAUGUGAAGAACUGACGGGCAGGGGCAGCCUCCCCUGGGAAGCAUCCUCUCCUCACCCGAUGCAUCCGUCCAGCCAGCUCUCCAUCUGCCACGAGGACAUUUGAAUCUGCCCUCCUAACCCAGCAAUAACUGGAACUCACCUGGGAGCUGGCCUGUGACUCAAUGGCCACAUCACAUUUCUGCCCUGAGCCCUACACACCAGCGCCGUCUGUCUAAAACCAUUACCCCAGGAUUGCUAUUUAUCAUUGUCAUGCUCGUGUCUGUAGACAAGGUUCUUUGCCGGCCUGAGGUUUUGGGUCUACAGGGAGGAAUCAUUUUUGCUGCAGAGAAUAAAAGGACCAUGUGCAAUAGUGGAUGAUGCCAUGUGAUCUCUUAACCCCCACCCCUAGAGGGGGCCCCCUGUGUAACAGCCUUUGGCUCCCUGGGUAUCUGUAGAAUAAAUGCUGUGCCUCCACCUGU
Messenger RNA from Hyaena hyaena (striped hyena), 3635 nucleotides. RefSeq names its product alanyl-tRNA synthetase 1 (gene AARS1). The coding region runs from base 285 to 3191 and encodes 968 amino acids. Gene Ontology annotation, cellular component: cytoplasm; mitochondrion. The record is from RefSeq and is a predicted model, not a curated record. Gene Ontology annotation, biological process: alanyl-tRNA aminoacylation; tRNA modification. The transcript is spliced from 21 exons. Gene Ontology annotation, molecular function: alanine-tRNA ligase activity; nucleic acid binding; amino acid binding. NCBI's taxonomy places the organism in Eukaryota, Metazoa, Chordata, Mammalia, Carnivora, Hyaenidae.